Messenger RNA from Linum tenue, 2235 nucleotides. The record is from the annotation of a GenBank genome assembly. NCBI's taxonomy places the organism in Eukaryota, Viridiplantae, Streptophyta, Magnoliopsida, Malpighiales, Linaceae.
GGUAGAAUGGAUUUAAAGCUGGGCUGAAGAUGUUUCUAGAGAGAGAAAACAGAGGAAGAGACAGACAGAGGAGCCUUGUGGUAAAGUCAUACACAGAUAGAGAGAGAGAGAGAGAUCUGACAAAGGGCAAAAAAGGAGAGGAAGAUCGAGGUGGGUGUUGGCCGCCUAUCUAUUGUUUUCUUCGCUUGCUCGUUGUUCCUCUCUUUUUCUCUCUGCUUUUGCUUUUCUUCCUUCUUUUACUUUUGGGCUAGAUCUCGUUUCUUUCGGCUCCCCUCUUCCCCCCUGGAUUUCUGCUUGUUUCUCAAGAAUUUCCUCCCAGUUUUUCCGGGGUCUUGGAUAAACCUUGCCGUUGCUGGCGGCAGCUCAUUGUUCUCUUCUGGAUUUUGGUUCACUCUGGUUCUGGUCAAUUUGUCCUGGGGCAUGAUCGCUGAUCAAACCGAGUGUAAAUCUACUUUGAGAAACUGAGUCAAGGAAUUGCCUGAGUUGGGAACUUGGAAAUUGCCGGUCUUAGUGUGGUAUGUCGUUCCGUAGUAUAGUUCGUGAUGUGAGGGACGGGUUUGGGAGCUUAUCGAGGCGGAGUUUCGAUGUAAGGCUGCCGGGUCAUCAUCACCGAGGGAAAUCCCAUGGUUCAGUUACGGAUGACUCACAUGACCAGCCGGCAGUUGUCAUCCAGAGCAGCCGUUGGGCUAGUCUGCCGCCAGAGUUGUUGCGUGAUGUCAUCAAGAGGUUGGAAGCAAGCGAGGGCACUUGGCCUGCUCGUAAGCACGUUGUGGCAUGUGCUGCUGUUUGCAGGGCGUGGCGAGAAAUGUGUAAAGAAAUUGUUAGGAAUCCCGAGUACUCUGGGAAGAUCACUUUCCCAGUUUCCUUGAAACUGCCAGGGCAUAGGGAUGGGCCUAUCCAGUGUUUCAUUAAGAGAGACAAGUCCAAGUUAACUUACCAUCUUUUCCUUUGCCUUAGCCCUGCUUUGCUUGUUGAGAAUGGCAAGUUUCUUCUCUCUGCUAAACGUACCAGAAGAACUACUUGCACUGAGUACAUCAUCUCCAUGGACGCCGAUAACAUAUCAAGAUCAAGUGGAACAUAUAUUGGAAAGCUAAGGUCAAAUUUCCUAGGCACAAGGUUCAUUAUCUACGACACUCAGCCACCCUACAAUAACGCUCAAAUCUCACCACCAGGUCGAAGCAGAAGAUUCUACUCCAAGAAAGUCUCUCCUAAGGUCCCUACAGGAAGCUACAACAUCGCGCAGAUCUCCUAUGAGCUCAACGUGCUUGGCACCAGGGGGCCGCGCAGGAUGCACUGCACCAUGCACUCAAUCCCCACUUCAUCACUCGAACCUGGCGGUUCAGUCCCCGGUCAACCUGAGAUCCUCCUCCCUCGGUCCCUCGAGGAUUCGUUCAGAAGCGUCUCGUUGUCGUCCGAGUUCAGCAGCUCGAGGUUCUUCGAUGUUGCUGCGGGGCCACCACGAGGCGGGGGAGACGAUGACGUGGAAGGGGAAGGGAAGGACAACUGCCCGCUGAUCCUGCGGAACAAGGCUCCCAGGUGGCACGAGCAGUUGCAGUGCUGGUGUCUGAACUUCCGUGGCAGAGUCACGGUGGCAUCAGUGAAGAAUUUCCAGCUGAUAGCGGCGAAUCAGCCAGCAGCUGGCGCGCCUACUCCUUCGCAGCCGCCUGCACAGUCAGAUCAUGAUAAGAUCAUUCUGCAGUUUGGUAAGGUUGGGAAGGAUAUGUUCACCAUGGAUUAUCGGUAUCCGCUGUCUGCUUUCCAAGCUUUCGCCAUUUGCUUGAGCAGCUUCGAUACUAAGCUGGCUUGUGAAUAGAGAAGGGGUACAGAAAUUGGGAAGAAAACUUAAAAGGGAGGGUUAGGAGCUAUGUCUGUUGUUGUUGUUGUUGUUGUUGUUGGUAGUGUACUAGUGUAUUUAUGUUAAUCCGAAUGUGGUUAGGAUUCCACGAGAUGUGGGUUGUUGUUGUUGCAAGAAAGGGAAAAGCUGUACAAUUUCAGUAGGCAAGAAGUGGGAGAUGUCUCCCCUUUUCGAUCAAGUUUUCUUUUCUGAAGUUUGCAUUGUAAUGCCUUCCAUGAAAAUUGUUUGUUUUGAAUCCCCUCAAGUUCAAGGGAUGCUUCUGUAACUUUUGGAUCAAUCAGAUGAUGAAGGUGACUGAUGGCCAUUACUGUUGCCUUUACCGCUUUUUCCUUUUUACACAAAAUCCUCUCUGAUGUGUUAUUUAUAUAUUCCCUUUUGGC